Molecule: messenger RNA, 2200 nt
Organism: Aspergillus wentii DTO 134E9
Lineage: Eukaryota; Fungi; Ascomycota; Eurotiomycetes; Eurotiales; Aspergillaceae
Product: serine/threonine-protein kinase
Exons: 1
Coding region: 58-1923 (621 amino acids)
Biological process (GO): protein phosphorylation; intracellular signal transduction; microtubule cytoskeleton organization
Cellular component (GO): cytoplasm
Molecular function (GO): ATP binding; protein serine/threonine kinase activity; tau-protein kinase activity
Source: RefSeq, a predicted model, not a curated record
UCGUUCGAAAAAACACAAAGAGACCGCUGGCGAGAUGAAAAUGGAGGCAGGAGGGCGAUGGAUGGUGGAGAUGCUAUCGAGGGCGACCGUACCAACAUCUUUCACGAUUAUGACGCACGCCGUUGCGGUACUGAUGAAGACCACAGUGUUAUGAAUGAUCUACACUCAGCGACCCCUCCCAUCUCCGUACCCCGUCAUAGUGAUCCUCCGAGGCAAGAAGAUGUCAGUUAUCCACAUAAACCAGAAGACGUUCAGGCGUCUCCCCUUGACAGCUUUGUUCAAAACCGUCGACCCUCGAUCAGCUUCGACCCUAACGUCACGCUUGACUCUGGUCGACAACGUGCAUUGGAGGAACCACUGUCGAGGGGUGAUCCGAAGAAUCGUCCACAAAGGUUUCAAACAAGAAGCUCUGGGCUGAGAAAUGCUUUGUCUCAGGAAGAUGAUGGUCACAGUACCAGACAGACGAGCUGGGGCUCUAGCCCUAAACGGAUCCAGAGCCUGCGAGGGUUUCCAACUGGCAAUUCCCGUACGGGGUUCCUAUCCAGCCCUCCUGAGGAUGACAUGAAUAUGAACCCUGAAAUCGACCACCCUACCUCAUUGACAUCUGUAUCGACUGCAUCUCCUGUCGUUGAUGAACCUCGAACACCCCCGGAAAGCUGCUCGAGAGAGACGCUCUCGCCCUUUUGCAUGACAUCUCCUCUGCAAAAUUUCGCUUCACUGGACGAUCGCAGCUCUUGGUCUAGUAGCGUUAUUACACCUUUUGGAAGCAAACCUCGCGGCUUAGACCGAUCAACUAGCCUUCGAACCUCCACGCGGCCAGGCUCUCGCCGAUCUACUGUUUCAAGCGGCAAGUCUCCGGCUAGCAUGUUUUUGUCAAUGUGGAGUGCACGUGAGGAAUCUGUACCGCAACCUGAUGAAGAGGGACAGAUGGUAGGGACCGAAUAUGUCCUCGGAAAGCAAAUAGGCUUUGGGGGCUUCAGUACAGUGAAGGAAGCGUAUAAGGUCGAGGAACAUGGUGAACCGAAACGACUGGCCGUCAAGAUCGUUAGGAAACAAGUGUCUGGGAAGAAUGAGAAGGAAAACGAUGAAGUUCAGGCGGAAUUUGACCACGAAGUUCGAGUUUGGCGGUAUCUAAGCCACCCGAAUGUCCUAACACUGGAUGCUGUCUACGAAACGGACUAUGCUACUUUCUGCUUCACCAAAUUAGCAAUUGGUGGCACUCUUUUCGAUCUCGUUCGCCAAAAUCGCCGUGGUAUCGACAUCGGGGACGCAAAGAAAUACACCUACCAGUUAGCGUGUGCCUUGCGGUAUCUACACGAAGAUGCGCAAGUGGUCCACAGAGAUAUCAAACUCGAGAAUUGCCUCUUGGAUCCCGUCCAAUCCCCGGAUGGCAUGAAGUCAUCCAAUCUUGUACUCUGCGAUUUUGGAAUGGCAGAAUGGGUGGGCGCUGAUAAUGGUGCCGACUCCCCCGAUCCGUAUGACGAUGCUGCAGACCGUCCCCCUCUCAAAACCAUCGGACCCGCCGACUCGAGUACCAGUGUUGCAGGAAGCUUGGAAUAUGCUUCCCCCGAGUUACUUCAAGCCACCGCUGAUUGCGUCAUCAGUCCUGCUGUUGAUAUAUGGGCAUUCGGUGUAAUUCUGUUUUCUGUGGUUGUUGGGUCUCGGCCGUUCCAAGAUUCUUUCACUCCACGGGUCCAUUCUAACAUCCUCUCUGGGAACUGGAACCAGAAUGCUGUCUUAGGCGAAACACAAGACCAGCAGCUUCGACAAGAUCGAGGGGACGCGCUUGAGGUAAUCAAAGGCUGCCUUGAGAUGGAUGUUGACAACCGGUGGACCAUUCGCGACAUUUUAUCAUCGCGUUGGUUGCAAGGCUUCUCGGAGUGUAUGGAAGAAAAUGCAGCUGAUAAUGCUUGGAAGCUUUGAAAAGGCGGAAGCCAACCUUAUACAAUCGUGGGGGGAUUAAUUUUUCACGAUCCUCUAGUCCCCUCAUUUCUUACCCUUCAACGGGAUUGUUUACAAUAAUAUGGGGGGCUAAGAUGAACAUUAUGAUUUCGCAUUUGACGAUUAUGAUGAUGGUGAUGAUGCUCUAGCGUGCUUAUGAUAUGUCAAUCGCUGGUGUUGCUUAUGUAUCAUCUAUGAUACCCUCGUUUUUGUUUUUGUGUUUCUUGUCUUAUGAUUCAUGGCGUUUUCUAGCAAGUUU